AUGGCUUCUGUGUCUUCUCCUGCUGCUGCUGCUGCUGCUGCUGCUGCCAGCAGUUCGCAAUCAGGGGGACCAGCAGUGUCGGAGGCAGUCAUUGUGGGUGGAGGAUUGGCCGGCCUCGCAACUGCUAUUGGCCUCCGGAACAUUGGGAUUGACGCACAGGUAUACGAGGCACGGGACGGGGUGGUAGGCGAGGGAACCCUCAUCACUCUCUAUCCCAACGGACUCAGGGCGCUCAACAGAAUCGACCCUGCCAUUGUGCCCCAGGCAUGUGAUGGGUGUGGUCUCAUAUCUCGAGGAGUACCUGACCCCACCAUUCUCGGCCGCUCUCCAACCGGCGAUAUUCUUUUUCAGUGGAACCUCGGGUCCAACAUGACUGCCCGCUUUGGAUUCCCCCUGCUGAACAUCCGCUGGCAAGAGGUGCUCGACGUGUUGCUCGGGAUGCUGCCAAACGAUGCCGUCCAUGCUGGGCACAGGCUCGUGGGGUUUACGCAGGGAGAGGAGGACCAUAAAGAGGAAGGGGGCAGUGAGGGAAGUGGCGCAGGCACCAGGAUUGGCUCGGUGAAAUGCGUUUUUGAACAGAUUUCCGGCGGUGAAGAGCGGUUGCUGGAGGUGGAGACCCCGCUGCUGCUGGGAGCAGACGGCAUUCACUCGGAGGCACGGAAACAGAUGCUGGUGGGGACAGCAGGCGAGGGAGUGAGUGCACGGGACAACGGCAGAACCCAUUGGAGGGCCAUCAUCGACAGCUCCCUCUGCCCCCACCCAAUGGUGCAGCCACGUCAGGUAAACACCAUAAUCGGUGUCGAUCGCACUGCAACCACUGGCGAUGCUGGAGCCGGAAGGCUCUACUGGUCGCUCGCGCUCGUUGAUUCCGCCGAUCCGACGGUCAGCAGCGCGCCGUCCAGUGGGGGGGAGGAGGCGAGGGAGAAAAUUCUGCGGGCUUUUGAGGGGUGGGAUGCGGUGGAGAAGCUGGUGAAGGCCACUUCUUCUGAGCUCAUUCGCGAGAGUCGCGUGCUUGACCUCCCUCCCCUGCCCUUCUGGGUCCAUGGGAGGGUAGCGCUCAUGGGAGAUGCGGCGCAUGCAGUGACGCCAGCGUUGGGGCAGGGAGGCAAUCUGGCGUUUGAGGAUGCGGCUCAGCUGGUGGAGUGCCUCCGGGCAAACUUGCUUGUCAGUGAUGCUCUUAGCUCCUUCCAAUCCAUCCGCAUGUCACGAGUGCAAGCGGUGUCAGCACGGAACACUGCCCAAACAAAGAAGGUGUUUGACAAGGAGAGAGAGGGGAAAGAGGGGAAAGAGAAUAACGCAGCAGGUGGUGAUGGAAGCGAGGCGAAUGCAGCGCCAAGGAUUGAAGAGGUUCAAGCGGCAUCGGCUGCAGCAUCGGCACGGGAGGGGCGUGAUCCUGACGAGGAGCUGUAUGGUUAUGACAUUGUGGUUUUGGAGUAG
Molecule: messenger RNA, 1437 nt
Organism: Closterium sp. Naga37s-1
Lineage: Eukaryota; Viridiplantae; Streptophyta; Zygnematophyceae; Desmidiales; Closteriaceae
Source: the annotation of a GenBank genome assembly